Molecule: messenger RNA, 2136 nt
Organism: Atta colombica
Lineage: Eukaryota; Metazoa; Arthropoda; Insecta; Hymenoptera; Formicidae
Product: peroxisomal hydratase-dehydrogenase-epimerase-like
Exons: 13
Coding region: 1-2136 (711 amino acids)
Source: RefSeq, a predicted model, not a curated record
AUGUUACGGUUCUCUAAAUACUUGUUCAAUCAAAUGUGUACGAGCAAAGCACGCCUUGAUGGUAAAACUAUUAUAAUAACAGGAGCAGGUAAAGGUCUUGGGAAAGAAACUGCCAGAGAUUUAUACGCAAGAGGCGCUAGAGUAAUUCUGGCUUGUAGAAGUAUGGAAAGGGCAAAUAAAGCAGUUGAAGACAUAAAAAAUAAUCCACCUUCAAGAAUCAAUAAAGAUGAAUAUAAAAAUAACGCAGGAGAACUUGCGAUUUGUUCUCUGGAUCUAUGUAGCUUGAAGAGCGUAAAGGAUUGCGCAAAAAAUUUGCUGACGAACGAAGCAGCUAUUCAUAUGCUUAUAAAUAAUGCCGGUAUAGGAGCAUCGUUUUCUCUAGAGAAGACAGAGGACGGGAAUGAAAUGACACUGCAAGUCAACCAUCUCAGCCAUUUUCUUUUGACACUUCUGCUAUUGCCAAAAAUGCAAUUGUCUUCUCCCAAUUGCAAAAUAAUCAAUGUCUCGUCAAAUGCACAUAUGUUUGCUGACAUAGAUUUCGAUGAUAUUAACCUGGAGAGAUCUUAUACACCAUUUAAAAGUUAUGCACGAAGCAAACUAGCAAACAUCCUGUUCACAAAGGAAUUAACUAAUCGAUUGAGAAAGGCAAAUAUUCACGGAAUAAACACAUACUGUUUACAUCCUGGUGUUAUACAAACCGAAAUAUGGGAUCAUGUCAGAAACACAAUGUUUCCGGGUGCAAACUUUGUUUUUAGUGUAUUUGGGCCAUUUCUUUAUAAAAAGAAUAUUGAACAAGGAGUGCAAACGACAAUAUAUUGUUCGGUAGAUGAAAAGACAGUUAAUGAUACCGGUCUUUAUUAUUCAAAUUGCAAUGUAGCUACUUCAUCUCGAAAUGCAAACAAUCGUCAAUAUGCUAUAAAAUUGUGGAAUACAUCCUGUCAUCUUUUACAUCUGGAACCAGAAGAAGAUUUUACCAGAUUUUUGGAAACCGUUUCACGUCAAAUAAUUGCUCGUGAUUCGCGUUGUGAAAAUCAACAUUUUUUAAUAGCAUCUUUUACGGCAAAGAUCUUUAAUAAUACUGAAAGAUUAAUAGCGUUUUCCACUGAGAGAACCAGUGCAACGUUAAUCAAAAAGGACUAUAAAAUGUGGUUUCUCAAUAAAACAUGUACAAGCAAAACACGUCUUGAUGGCAAAACUGUUGUGAUAACCGGAGCGAGUGGUGGUAUCGGCAAAGAGACUGCUAGAGAUUUAUACGCGAGAGGUGCUAGAGUAAUUCUGGCUUGUAGAAAUAUGGAAAAGGCAAAUAAAGCAGUUGAAGAUAUAAAAAAUAAUCCUAAACUUUCGAGAUUCGAGAAAAGUAAAUAUAAAAAUAACGUUGGUGAGCUUGCGAUUUACUUUCUGGAUCUACGUAGUUUAAAAAACGUAAGAGAUUGCGCUAAAAAUUUGCUAACAAACGAAGCAGCUAUUCACAUACUUGUAAAUAAUGCCGGUGUGGCUACAUAUCCAAAUAAGAAAACGGAGGAUGGGAAUCAGACGACAUUACAAGUCAACCACCUUGGUCAUUUUCUUUUGACACUUCUAUUAUUGCCAAAAAUGCAGAAGUCUUCUCCCAAUUGCAGAAUAAUCAAUGUCUCAUCAAUUGUACAUAUGUUUGCUGAUAUAGACUUCGAUGAUAUUAAUUUGGAGAGAUCUUACAGGCCGAUCAGAAGUUAUGCACAAUCCAAAUUAGCGAACAUUUUGUUUACCAAGGAACUCGCUCGUCGAUUGAAAACAGCUAACAUCCACGGAAUAAACGUAUAUUCUUUACAUCCUGGUCUUAUACCAACUGACAUAUCACGGUAUAGUAGUAAUACAAUAUUUCCAGGUGCAACUCUUUGUUACACUUUAUUUGCGCAAUUGUUUUAUAAAAAUGCUGAACAAGGAGCGCAAACAACAAUAUAUUGUUGCAUAGAUGAAGAGGUAGCCAAUGAGACUGGACUUUAUUACUCAAAUUGCGGUGUUACCACCCCAUAUCGAAAAGCAAACAAACAUCAAUAUCCCGAAAAAUUGUGGAAUGUAUCCUGUCGACUUUUGCAUUUGGAACCUGAAGAAGAUUUUACUACAUUUUUGGAAACUGUUUCACGUCAAAUGCUUUAA